Molecule: messenger RNA, 576 nt
Organism: Sungouiella intermedia
Lineage: Eukaryota; Fungi; Ascomycota; Pichiomycetes; Serinales; Metschnikowiaceae
Source: the annotation of a GenBank genome assembly
AUGCAAACUAUAAAGUGUGUCGUCGUUGGUGAUGGUGCCGUGGGUAAGACCUGCUUAUUGAUCUCAUACACAACAUCUAAGUUCCCUGCGGACUACGUUCCCACUGUUUUCGACAACUAUGCCGUCACAGUGAUGAUCGGCGACGAGCCUUUUACCUUGGGUCUUUUCGACACUGCCGGACAGGAGGAUUACGAUAGAUUGAGACCGUUGUCGUACCCGUCCACUGACGUGUUCUUAGUGUGCUUUAGCGUCAUUGCACCUGCAUCAUUCGAGAACGUUAAGGAGAAGUGGUUUCCUGAAGUGCAUCACCACUGUCCUGGUGUGCCUUGCCUUAUAGUAGGAACGCAGAUUGAUUUGAGAAACGAUGAGGUGAUUUUGCAAAGAUUACACAGACAGAAGUUGUCGCCAAUCACAACUGAUCAGGGUGAGAAGUUGGCCAAGGAGUUGCGUGCCGUCAAGUAUGUGGAAUGUUCGGCAUUAACACAGAGAGGUUUGAAAACCGUGUUUGACGAGGCCAUUGUGGCGGCCUUGGAGCCUCCUGUCAUUAAGAAGUCGAAGAAGUGCACCAUCUUGUAG